Leptosia nina is the source of this 420-nucleotide messenger RNA. The record is from the annotation of a GenBank genome assembly. NCBI's taxonomy places the organism in Eukaryota, Metazoa, Arthropoda, Insecta, Lepidoptera, Pieridae.
AUGGAGAGACAAGAACAUCACCACUGUAGCAUAGCAAAACAGACAAUUCUCACAACCCACCCGAGUGGUUUACAAACCCGCGUAUCCGUGGAACUAGCCAACUUUGACGCACUUUGCCUCCAUACAGAAUGCAAGAAGAAACAAUGGGACAGCCCCUUCUCACAUCGGCGUGGAAUAUUAGGCGGAAUCUCUAGUCACAACACCCCAAUUCUGGGACGCAGAAGUGACGCGGUGAACGAAGGAAGGUUGUCCCAACAAUGCACGCCAGUUAUGAGGAGACGCGAGGUGGACAGUCCUGGUGGGUCUCCAUUACCUCUGAGAAGAGAGAUGGACGAAGACUUUUGUGAGGUGGAUAAUAGUGUCAUCAGUGGCUGGUUGAAGUUUCGAGAUAACAAACGGGUGAGUACACUUUGCAUUUAA